AUGGAGUCGGCGUCGACGUUGCCUGGCGUAGGAGCUGGCUCUGCUGGACUGGAUGAGGAAGAGUCUGGUGCUUUUUCUGCUGCCAAGGUCGACUCGGUGAUGGUGGCAGCAGCAGACUUGUUUGGAGACACCUCCUUGGUGCUGACCGGGGUGGCUGCCUUUCUUGGAUCGAGCGUGGAGACCGGUUCGUACUUUGGAGAUGCAUCUUUUUCUGGUUCUGUGGUGGUGGUGGUAGCGGCCGGAGUUUCGGCCUUUGGAGCAACCGUUUCUUUCUUGACGUUCUUCAGACUGUUGCUUCUGGAUAAAGGACGGAACUUCUUGGUGAGCGAGUUCGAUCUGGACUUUGGCUCGCUGGCCUUGGUCAACGAGUUCGAACGGCUCUUUUGCUCUUGGUAA
This is a messenger RNA of Ogataea philodendri, 396 nucleotides long. RefSeq lists its product as uncharacterized. The record is from RefSeq and is a predicted model, not a curated record. Lineage: Eukaryota; Fungi; Ascomycota; Pichiomycetes; Pichiales; Pichiaceae. The transcript has a single exon. Bases 1 to 396 code for a protein of 131 amino acids.